CAAAUUGUCGGUGCUGUCAAUAGCCGUUUUUCAAAACAAACUUUGAAUUUAGUUUUUCGCGAUGGAUUACCAAUUAUAUCAAACGAAAUUAGCGAACCACAAAAUAUUUAAAGAUCUUAAGGACAGUUUGAGUAAAUAUUCGGGUACAAAACUGUGUAAUUUAAUCGUAUUACAAGAUGAUGUUCUGUAUGUGUGGAAUUCGGUUGAAAUUUGUUUAUAUUGUGUGAAUUUGAAACGACUGGAUGAAUUGGAAGAAGAAACACCAUAUCAGAAACUGCACCUGUUGUCGCCACCGGCGUUCUGCGUGGAGCGCCUGCUCAGCAGCAGCUGCGGCAGCCGGCUCUGCCUGUGGGGCUCCCGGGGGGUGACGGUCGCGGAGCUGCCGACUAGAUGGGGGAGGGGGGGCCUGUUCGAGUCCGGACACCAAACUGUGUUAUGCAAGAGUUUCUCAUUAGACGAGAGGUUCCUGUACUCACAGGGCGAGGUGCUGAGGGUGCAUUGGCAUCCGAAGUCGCUGUCACAUCUUCUGGUCCUGGUCUCCGAUAACACUAUGAGGCUCUACAACAUAGCGUUAAAGACCGGUCCGAAAAUGGUGAAAUCCUUCUCAAUUGGACCCAAACCUGUUGGUUCUCUCGGCAUGACCUUACUGGACAGUUUCGGGGACAGCGCUGUGGACUUCACACCGACUCCGGACACUGAACACUUGCUGAUUCUCAGCGGGAACGGUGACGUGUACAUGAUGAAUAGUAAUUUCUUGGACAGUAGCAGCCCGCUGCAGGGGCGGGUCCGCGGGCCGCUGGCGAUGUACCCGGCGGCGGACGACAACUACGGCGCGGAGUCGUGCGCGCUGGCGUGCCUGCCCGCGCCGCCCGCCGCGCUGCUCGUCGUCGCGAGCGCGUCCGCCACGCUCUACCACUGCCUCUUGUUGCCGUGCCCGACUGAGAACAAAGAUGACGACGGCUACGCGCUCUACGUGCUGGAGUCUGUGGAGUUGAACAUUGCGCUGUCCAGCAAGGAUGAUGUGCCUUUCGCCUACCCAGUGCAUCUUUAUCCGUGUCCCGGCAACACAUAUGCGUGCAUGCACGCAGAAGGCGUGCACACUAUCACACUACCUGUAUUGGACCAUCUGAAGGACUUGGCUUUAGCUGACGAAUGUGAGGUGGACACCGCGCUGUCGCUGGUGUCGUCCGCCGCGUCCAGCGCGCGCCAGCUGGUGUGCUGCCGCGCCCCCGGGGGGGAGACCGCGCCCCGCGCCCUGCUCGUGCUGUGCCGCCCCGCCGAGCUGCUCGCCAGGAGUUUAGAGCCUUACGACCUGGAAGACCAGCUGUUCAAACAGCUGCAACUGAAGAACCCAUCGUUGGAUGACGAUGACAUAAAUAAAAUACUCAAAGAGCGCCAGAAAUUAUCGUUCACGACUAUAAUCCAAGAGGUACUGAGCCGCGAAGUGUCUCAGCCCAUACUGAAGAUGAACAAGAGCGUGGAACCCAGCCCUAAGGAGAGUUUGGAGUUGUUGACCAGCGCGACGGUGAAACUGCGGGAGCAGUACAUGUCUCGGCAGCAGCGCGCCGGCGUGGCCGUGCUCACCAAGCUCACCGCGCUCCAGGCUCUGCAGCAGCAGCAGCACACCUGGCACCAAGAACUGCAGAAUGACAUAGAAAACGUGCAGUUGCAAGCGGCAGUUCUGUUGGAGAAGAGGAAUUUGGCCGAGAAACGUCAAGAAAGAAUCAAAGAGCGGUGUUCAGCGGUCAUCCGCCUGCUGCGGUCGCACAGCAGCAGCAGCCAGCAGGAGCGCGAGAUGCUGCAACAGCUGGAGUCCUACCGCCAGCGAGCUGCAAACAUGCUGGCCACCAGCCGCACGCUGAAGGAACACGCUGACACUUACUUGCGACAGAUAAAAGAAUGGCGCGAAGACUAUAAGAAGAAGGAUAUAGCUCUCGGCAAGUCCCACAGUGACACCAUCUCGUCAAUAUUGCAACAACAGACGAACCAGAUUUCCACAAUUAUCGAAGAAACCAAACUAUUGAAAGACCAACUUGGUGUAGUUUAGUAUAAUAAGUUCAUUAAAAUAAGUAUUGACUAAAAAUUUAUAAGUUUGAAUAUCUCUACUCCACAUUCACAUGGUUUCUUUUUCCAAUUAUAAAACAACAGGACAUAGUUAAUUGGUUUUUUUUCUC
This is a messenger RNA of Zerene cesonia (dogface butterfly), 2174 nucleotides long. It is a transcript of the gene mbo, whose product is annotated as nucleoporin 88. The transcript is spliced from 16 exons. Gene Ontology annotation, biological process: protein import into nucleus; ribosomal large subunit export from nucleus; ribosomal small subunit export from nucleus. Gene Ontology annotation, molecular function: structural constituent of nuclear pore. Gene Ontology annotation, cellular component: nuclear pore. Bases 62 to 2047 code for a protein of 661 amino acids. The record is from RefSeq and is a predicted model, not a curated record. NCBI's taxonomy places the organism in Eukaryota, Metazoa, Arthropoda, Insecta, Lepidoptera, Pieridae.